Portunus trituberculatus (swimming crab) is the source of this 3834-nucleotide messenger RNA. RefSeq lists its product as uncharacterized. The transcript has 4 exons. The record is from RefSeq and is a predicted model, not a curated record. Bases 1 to 3834 code for a protein of 1277 amino acids. NCBI's taxonomy places the organism in Eukaryota, Metazoa, Arthropoda, Malacostraca, Decapoda, Portunidae. Gene Ontology annotation, biological process: proteolysis; DNA integration. Gene Ontology annotation, molecular function: aspartic-type endopeptidase activity; nucleic acid binding; zinc ion binding.
AUGAUUGAUCUGCAGCGCCUUCCCAGAGAAAAGCAGUUGAUCCAGCUACGGAUGUCUGUUUCCCUGGAGGUUCAGAGGACUCUUGAACACACUCUCGGGAUCGCUCCUGACACACUGUUAGCCGUGGAUGAAGUCCUCGAUGUGUUGCAAUCCCACUUCAAGAGUCAACGUAACGAGGCUCUCCGCCGCCGUGAACUCCUGUGCUGCAAACAGGCAGUGGAGGUCGACCUUUGCUCCGGUGAUCCAGUGACUUGUGCUGAGACCCAGCUGAAGAUGGUUUUGCUCAUGGGCAUCAGAGAGGAGGAGCUCGUUCAACGCCUCAUCUCUAUGGACUCAGGUGCCCCUCUCCAGGACCUGGUCACCUGCUGCCGCUCGUAUGAGGCCGCCCGGAACACAGCAUCCGCCAUCCAGUCGUCUCCAAGUCAGCUGUUCUCCAUCUCUGCCUACAGACGGGGAAAGCGACGUGACAAGGCCACCUCCUCACUUCAGCAACCGCCUUCGGAACAGCGAGGGAAGCCUGCAGCCGUUGACGUGUCCCAACCCUGCCAGUGUUGCUCCCGCCGGCACUCAUAUGGUCAGUGCCCUGCUGUCGACAGCACCUGUAGCAACUGCGGACGCAAGGGCCAUUGGGCAAAGACUGCCAGGUGCCCUGCCAAAGACACCCAAUGUCGUGCCUGUAAAAAGACUGGGCAUUACGACAAGUGCUGCAGGUUAACAAAUGCGACUCACAGCCAGAACAGCUCUCACGCUACGUCACAGAAGAAGAGCUCCUGCCGCAGUGUGACUCGCAGUCCAGCGUCUGAGGCCAUGACUCCUAAACCUGUGUGUAUUCACCUGACGCAUGGAGGAUCCACUUCCCACCUCCAAAUGCUGCCAGAUACAGGCGCGGACGUCACAGUCAUUGGCCAGCGACACCUCAGCAUUCUUCAAAUCCCCAGGAACAGCCUACAGCCUCUACCUCCCGUGCACACGCUGACGGCGGACGGUUCAGAGAUGGCACCUGCCCUGGGAUGUUUUCAAGCUACCUUACGGCUCGGGCAAAGGUCUUGCAUCGCCCAGAUCCAAGUUCACGAUGGCGUCCAGACCCCACUCCUCUCCUAUGGCCACUGCAAGGAACUGGCCAUCAUCUCCCGGAGUUCCCGAAGCCGAUUCUCAAGGUCAAGCAUGUUAACCGCCCAUGCAGAUCCACCUGAAGGAGGGCGCUACACCGUUCGCCAUUCACACACCACGACAGAUCCCUUCGCAUUCCAGCAGCAAGUCAAGGAUGAGCUGGACUCCAUGGUGCGUCAAGGGAUAAUUGAGCCUGCCGGCGAUGAGCCGUCUGCCUGGUGUCACCCCUUGGUCGUCGUGGCUAAGGACAAGGGAGUUCGCAUCACGGUGGACCUCACAAAGCUCAAUAGCCAGGUUUCUCGCCCAGCUCACCCAGCACCAACACCUUACGCCGCUGUCCGCAGAGUCACUCCGUCAUCCCGCUUCUUCACGACAGCAGAUGCUCUGUGUGGGUACUGGCAGUUGGUACUUGACGAGAAGGAUCGCCACCUCACAACUUUCAUCACCCCGUUCGGCCGGUUUAGGCAUUGCCGAGGCCCCAUGGGCUUCGCAGCUACUGGUGACGCCUACUGCCACCGCGGCGACUUGGCACUCAAGGGUUGGAGAAUUAGGAUUCAUCAGAUGCUCAGCAGAUGCAGAGAGCACGGGAUCACCCUCAACAAGGACAAGUUUUCAGUUGCCGAGCCUCAGGUCCGAUUCUGUGGCUACAACCUCUCCCCCUCUGGCAUCUCUGCAGGCGAAGACCGCGUCAGUGCAAUCCGGGACUUUCCUACGCCCGCGAACUUGACUGACCUCCGCUCCUUUAUGGGCUUAGUGAACCAGCUGUCAGAGUUCACCCCGGACAUAGCAGCCGCAGCCCAGCUUCUUCGCCCUCUCUUGAGCCCUAAACGGACGUUCACUUGGACAGCGGACCAUGAUGAAGCCUUCAACCAUGUCAAGACGGUGCUUCUCCAGCCGCCUGUUCUGGCCCACUUUGAUCCAGCGCUACCAGUCGUCCUCCAGACGGAUGCCUCCCGCCUUCAUGGGAUUGGGUACGCUCUCCUACAAGAUCACGGCCAAGGAUGCACACGACUAGUUCAAUGUGGCUCACGCUUCCUCACUGACGCUGAGACGCGCUACGCCACCAUUGAGCUCGAGCUGCUUGCCGUUGUAUGGGCCAUGUCCAAGUGUCGGCUCCACCUCAUAGGCCUACAGCACUUCACGCUGAUGACGGACCAUCGGCCACUGGUCCCGAUCCUGAAUGCCUACACUUUGGACGCGAUCGAGAAUCCCCGUCUCCAGCGUCUGAAGGAGAAAAUCUCGCCCUACCUCUUCACAGCCGUAUGGCGCGCCGGGAAGUUGCUACGCAUCCCAGAUGCUCUGUCGAGAGCCCCAGUCAGCCACCCCACUCCUGAGGACGAGAUGGCGUGCACUGCUGCCACUGCCCACCUGCGGUGUGUCGUAGCUGCCAACGCUGAAGGCUCCGACCAAAACACACCACACCAUGACGCCGAUCGGACGCUCCAGGAGUUCAGAGCAGCAGCGAGGGCAGACCCGUCAUAUGCCCACCUCACCGCCUGCGUGACAUCUGGCUUCCCGUCCAACCGGUACGAGCUCCACAGUUCCCUACUUCCCUACUGGAAGCUCCGCGAUCACCUCUACGCAGAUGGGGAGCUUGUCCUCUAUGGCCAGAGGAUCGUUGUUCCUGUAGCUCUCCGCCGCCGCACCCUUGCUCGUCUCCAUGACAGCCACCGCGGUGUGGAAGCCACUCGCCGUCGGGCGAGGCAGACUGUUUUCUGGCCUGGCAUUGACUCUGACAUCGCCAAUACUGUUCGUGCCUGUGAACCAUGUCAAGUCCUCCAGCCGAGCCAACAACAGGAACCCCUGAUGUGCGACGACAACCCAUCCAGGCCCUUUGAGUCCGUCUCCGCAGACUUCUUCACAGUCGCUGGCAAGUCCUUUCUUGUCAUUGCGGACAGACUCUCGGGAUGGCCUGUGGUCGUCCCAUGUGGUGCGGACACCACAGCCACACGCACCAUCCAGAUGUUCUGCCGCUAUUUCCGGGAAGUGGGUGUCCCCCUCCGUCUCCGCACUGAUGGCGGGCCCCAGUUUGCCAGUGCAGACUUCCAGAACUUCAUGGAGCGCUGGGGUGUUCACCACAUAGUGACUUCGCCGCACUAUCCCCAGUCUAAUGGCCAUGCUGAGGCGGCUGUCAAGUCGGUGAAGCAUCUCAUCUUGAAGACAGCCCCCUCCGGCAACAUUGAUACGGAGGAGUUUGCCAGAGGUCUCCUGGAGCUGCGUAACUCUCCCAACUAUACAGGACGGUCCCUUCGCAACACCUCUAUGGCCACCCUCUUCGGUCCUGCGUCCCUGCCCACCCAGAGUCCUUCUCCGCGGACUGGCAGACCAAGACGGAGGAAUGCGACCGCCGCGCUGCCGCCCGAGCUGAACAGGUGCAGGCUCACUAUGACCAGCACGCCAGGCCCCUCCCCAAGCUGUGCAUUGGAGCCACAGUCCGCAUCCAGGACCCUGUGUCUCUCCGCUGGGAUAAGGUCGGUGUGGUCAUGGGCUGCAGCAGGAACAGGGAAUAUGAUGUUCGUCUCCCCAGCGGACGUGUCUGGCGACGCAACCGCCGUCUCCUACGCCCAGUGCCGCCCCAUGGUGAUGAUCCUCCCCACCAUAUCCCUGUGGUCCCUUGGUCAGACGAGAAAAGUCCGUCUGCUUUACUUGCUCCCCCAGUUGCCCCACGUCGUUCCCAGCGGCUCAUGGAAAAGAGUUCCGCUCGAGACAGUGCUACGAGCGUGA